This is a messenger RNA of Miscanthus lutarioriparius, 1173 nucleotides long. Lineage: Eukaryota; Viridiplantae; Streptophyta; Magnoliopsida; Poales; Poaceae. The record is from the annotation of a GenBank genome assembly.
AUGGCUCUCGCCGUCCGCACGCCCCGCUUCCAGCCUCGACCGGCCUCCAUUUCAGCGCCCGCACCACCCGCCUCGACCUCCCUCGCCGCCGCAAACGCGAGGCCCCGCGCCUGCGCCGGCGCCGGCGCCGCCGUCCGCGCCUCGCCCUUCACCGAGGCCACCUCCUCCUCGCGCUACCGCCGCGACGCCUGGUCCUACGCCACCGCCGAUGGCUCCUCCAACUCCGCAUCCCCGUCCUCCUCUGAUGCUGCCGCGGCCGCUGCGGCGGCGGCGGGCCACCGGGACGACGAGAUCACGCUGCAGCUGCCGGAGCUGCGGAGGCUCCUGGACGCGCUGAGGGCGUCCAGGGGCAGGGGCGCCGAGGGGGCAGACGGCGGCGGCGGGCCCGGGAGGGUGGCGCUGGUGGGUACAGGGCCCGGGGACCCCGAGCUGCUCACGCUCAAGGCGGUCCGGGCCAUCGAGGCGGCGGACCUGGUGCUCUACGACAGGCUGGUGUCUAACGACGUGUUGGACUUGGUCGGGGAGGGCGCCAGGCUGCUCUAUGUCGGCAAGACGGCGGGAUACCACAGCCGCACCCAGGAGGAGAUUCACGAGCUGCUGCUGAGCUUUGCGGAGGCUGGUGCCAAUGUUGUGCGCUUGAAAGGUGGCGAUCCUCUGGUUUUUGGAAGGGGUGGAGAAGAGAUGGAUUUCUUACAGCAACAGGGAAUCAAAGUUGAAGUUAUCCCAGGAAUUACUUCUGCUUCGGGAAUUGCAGCAGAACUAGGCAUUCCGCUAACCCAUAGAGGUGUUGCUACCAGUGUAAGAUUUUUAACUGGCCACUCCAGAAAUGGUGGGACAGAUCCACUACAUGUCGCUGGAAAUGCAGCUGAUCCAGACACUACGUUGGUUGUGUACAUGGGUUUGUCAACACUUCCAUCACUUGCUCCAAAGUUAAUGAAGCACGGCCUGCCGCCAGAUACCCCUGCUGUUGCAGUAGAGCGCGGGACUACACCUCAACAACGAACGGUGUUCGCCUUGUUAAAGGAUCUUGUGGAUGAAGUCAAGUCAGCUGAUCUAGUUUCUCCAACUCUAAUAAUUAUCGGGAAAGUGGUAUCCUUGUCGCCCUUCUGGGUUGAGUCAUCUGAACAUGAUGCACUGAAAAUUGAGAGCUCGUAUGCAAAUGAAGCCAGAUGA